Molecule: messenger RNA, 5079 nt
Organism: Jaminaea rosea
Lineage: Eukaryota; Fungi; Basidiomycota; Exobasidiomycetes; Microstromatales
Product: patatin-domain-containing protein
Exons: 8
Coding region: 75-4865 (1596 amino acids)
Biological process (GO): phosphatidylcholine metabolic process
Cellular component (GO): endoplasmic reticulum
Molecular function (GO): phosphatidylcholine lysophospholipase A1 activity
Source: RefSeq, a predicted model, not a curated record
CACCACCACCACGUCCGACUCGCAGCCCGACCCCUUGACGCCGUCGCGGGGCGAAUCGCAGCGCCACACGCAGCAUGUCCUCACCCUCUGCCCUUCCCCUGGACACACACGCACCUCCUCCAGGCCCUCUCCUCUCGCUAGCCUCCUCCCUCUCGACGCUGCUCGUCUCCCUCUUCUCCCUCCUCACCACGCUCCUCUCCUUCCUAACCGUCACCCUCCCUUCACUCUGCUUCAGCGUACUCCACUACUCGCUCACUCUUCAGCUCAACUUCCCUUCCCUACUCGUGCUCUUCCUCUUGGCCCUGGCUGCGGGCUUGGUCUGGCUGAGAUAUCGACAUCGCAGCUAUGAGAGGUUGAAGGAACAGCCGUUGAAGGGGGACGAGGGGUUUCAUUUGCACCCGGAUUUGGGAAUGGGAGCGGGAGAGGGGGGAGAGAAGAUGGGCCCCUUCCACACGUACCUCGACGACUUUCUGCAGGCGAUUCGCAUCUUUGGAUUCCUCGAGAAGCCCGUCUUCCACGAGCUCGCCCGACACCUCCAGACACGCCGUCUCCUCGCAGGCGACUCCCUCUCCCUCUCCCUCUCCAGCGAUGACGCUUCCUCCUUCUACAUCGUCAUCGACGGGCGCGUUCAGGUCUUCGCUCCCCUCGACAACGCCGGCGGUGAACAAGGCGAGGGGGCGUUGGAUGACGAGGAUCACCCCGGCUUGCAGUUGCUCAAUGAGGUGGAGAGUGGCGGGACGCUCAGUAGCUUGUUUACCAUUCUGAGUCUCUUCACCGAGGAUGUACAGCUGGGAAGUGGAGUGGCAGAGAAUAGCCCACCUUACGUCGGUGGUGUGCAGCCUCCUCCGCCGCCGCCGCCGCCUCUUGGGCAGCAUGACGUGUGGAACGGGUUGAGGAGGAGAGCCAGCGCCAUGCCGCCUGGUGGGGGACAGUUGCAGCUCUCCGCAGCCACGCUUCGUCAUGUACCGGGGGCUGCAUCGGGUUUCGAGGCCGUACACACGCCCUUUGACGCAGCCAACUCCUCACUCGAUGCGGCCGCAGACGACGUAGCCUUCAGCUCUCCCGCGAGCAGGCCGCGAGACUCGAGUCCUAUUCCUCCCAACUUCCUACCCCCUCCGCAGACGACGGCACACAACCUCGGCUCACCCACCCGCCUGCGCACGCAAAGACGCACGUCUGACACGCUGGGCCGCAGCGACACGCUAGGCCGCAACGACACGCUAGGUCGCACCGACUCUUCCCCCGCCGCACCCGGCCACGCGCGAUCCGACUCGAUCUCGUCCACCAUGCCCCGCGCCGGCAAGCCCCUCGUCCCCACAACCUACCCGACCGGCACCAUCGGCCGAGCUACCGUAGACACGACCCUCGCCGUCAUACCCGCGGAAGCCUUCAAGCGCCUCACCAAGCGCUACCCCUCCUCUGCGGCGCACAUCGUCCAGGUCAUCCUCACGCGACUCAGCCGAGUGACCUUUCGCACGGCGCAUCAGUACUUGGGCUUGACAAAGGAGAUCAUGCGCACCGAAAAGAGGGUCAACGAGGUUGCGAGCUUCCCGUUGCGCGAGGGGUUCUAUGAGCAGGGAGGGAUGGAGAGAUUGAGGCGCCGCUUCAGGCCAGAACCAGAGCCUCGCAGAGGGACCGAGGAGGAAGGGUACUUUCGUGAUCGCGCAGAAGGAGUGCCCACCGUAACGUCUCGAUCUCGUCCUCCCACGACACCAUGGGGCCACCCAGACCCGCCGCUUCGCACGCCAAACGCACGCAGCCACGUUGGACCGGGCGACCUGCUCAGCAUGACGGGCACCAACGACCUCACGCGCAACGGGAGCCCGCAGCUCAUCAGCCCAAAGCGCACGUCUUCGCGCUCAGAGCCGGACGCCGAGGCGGCCCACGAUCGCGACCGGGAUGGGGGCAUCGGCACUCUCAAGGACGAAAUCCUCGAAUGCAUCUCCAAAGCCAUUGGUCUUUCCGCGCUUCCCCCCUCAUCCCCCACGCUAGGCGCCGGCAGUGAGGCUUCCCCCUUUCUCCACCCGCAAGACUCCGGACGACGCACGGUCCCCGCCUUCAAUUCGGCCUUUGGUAGCCUGAGCAUGCUGGACGGCCUAUCCAUGUUCGACGACGAGGCCAGCUCCCUCACGGGGGGCAGCGUGGCGGGGGCAGGCGCUCAUCAUGCCGAGCUGGAGAACGAGGUGCAGGUGCGCUUUUUCCCCGCGGGCAGCACACUCGUCAAGGCGGGAGACUCGCAGGCCGGCCUCUUCUACGUCGUUGACGGGUUCCUCGAUGUAGUUGUCCCGCCGCAGCAGCAGCAGCAGAUGGGCAACGCAGCAGGAAAGGCCGGCGCAGCAAAGGAGUCAGCAGCGUCGGCGGCGUCUUCCCCGCUGAAGCGCAGGGCAGAACCGCAGCAGCAGAGGGGCGGGGCGAGAAAGACGUCUAGGAUGACCGAGCAGACGAUGGGUAGAGGGGCAGGCGCAGGCGCGAGCACCACUACAGCUAGUGCGCCGGGGAGCGCCAUUCGCUCCGACUCGACACGGCCGCGCCCCAAUCCGUACGCCAAUGCGUCGCCGUCCGCGCCCACCGCGCCCACCGCGUCCACCGCGCCCAAACCCAUCUUCACCGUCCGUCGAGGCGGCGUGGCAGGCUACCUGAGCAGUCUCCUCGGCUCCCCCUCUUACGUCGACAUACUUGCCAAGACGGACGUGUACGUGGGAUAUCUACCGGCAAAGGCUCUGGAGCGCAUCAUGGAGAGUCGACCUGCCACGCUUCUCACGCUGAGCAAGCGCUUGUUGACGCUGUUGAGCCCGCUGAUAUUGCACAUCGACUCGGCCUUGGAUUGGAUGCAGGUCAACGCGGGACACGUCAUCUUUCGCGAGGGGGACGAGGCGGAUAGCUUCUACAUCGUCAUCAACGGCCGUCUGCGCGCCAUAGCCGACUCGGACGGGACGGUAGGCGUUCUCGCCGAGUAUGGGCAAGGCGACUCUGUCGGCGAGCUAGACGUCAUCACCUCGAGUCCGCGACAGAAGACUCUCCACGCCAUUCGCGACUCAGAGCUGGUGCGCAUGCCCAUGACCCUCUUCAACGCAGUGGCCGUGCGUCACCCGCAGGUCGCGGUGCAGAUCUCCCGCAUCAUCGGACGCCGCGUCAGGCAGGAGGUGGAGAAUCGUCAGGCCGCAGCUAAUACGCUUCGUACACAGAUCCCCGGCUUGCCCGAUUUGGGACGCAAUAAUGCCAACUUGAAGACCGUCGCCAUCCUGCCGGUCACGCGCGAUGUGCCCAUCGUAGACUUUGCCAACAAGCUCCAGGCAGCCUUCGAGGAUACGCUCGGGGCGCCGACUGCUUUCCUCAAUCAGAGUAGCGUGAUGAGCGUCCUCGGGCGCCACGCAUUCAACCGCAUGGGCAAGCUCAAGCUAGCCGGCUGGCUCUCCGAACAGGAACAGCGCUAUCGCCUCGUCCUCUACGUGGUGGACACGGUCGUCUCCUCUCCGUGGGCGCAGACCAGCAUCCGGCAGGCAGAUAGCGUCCUCCUCGUAGGCUUCGGCGAUGACCCCGCUGUAGGAGAGUACGAGCGCCUCCUCCUCAGCAUCAAGACUACAGCGCGCAAGGAGCUGGUGCUGCUCCACCCUGAACGCAGCGUGCCACCUGGAUCGACGCGCGAGUGGCUCAAGAGUCGGCCGUGGAUUAAUGCGCAUCACCAUGUUGAGAUGCCCGGGAUCACCCUUAGCCAUGCUGCGCCGAUGACUACCGACCCAGGAGCGGUGCAGGCUUUGCGGCAUUUGAAGGAGAAGUUGGAGACGAGCUUGCAGAGGUACCGUGUCAAGGGAGGGUCUACCACCGCAGCCAACGGUCGUCGUCACCACUUUAGCGACUUUGCCCGCCUGGCUAGGCGACUGUGUGGCAAGAGUAUCGGCCUCGUGCUGGGCGGUGGUGGGGCGAGGGGUUGUGCGCAUGUAGGCGUCGUGCAGGCGCUCGAGGAGCGGGGCAUUCCCAUCGACAUGAUCGGCGGCACGAGCAUCGGGUCUUUGAUCGGCGGCCUCUACGCCAAAGAGGGCGAGGUCGUCUCAUCGUACGGCCGAGCAAAGAAGUUCAGCGGCAGAAUGGGCAGCUUGUGGCGCUUCGCCUCCGACCUCACCUACCCCGUGGUGUCAUACACGACGGGUCACGAGUUCAAUCGCGGAAUCUUCAAGGCGCUCGCUGACACGCACAUCGAGGAUAUGUGGCUCCCCUUCUUCUGCAACACGACGAACAUCACCUGGUCCCGCAUGGAGGUCCACACAACCGGGUACGCCUGGCGCUACAUCCGCGGCAGCAUGACUCUCGCCGGUCUAAUCCCGCCGCUCGUGGACGAGGGCAACAUGCUCGUAGACGGCGGCUACGUCGACAAUCUGCCCGUCUCCGUUAUGCUGGCCAUGGGCGCGCGCUCCGUCUUUGCCGUAGACGUGGGGAGCAUCGACGAUACGAGUCCGAGAAGCUACGGCGACACGCUGAGCGGAUGGUGGGUGCUCCUCAACAAGUGGAAUCCAUGGAGCGAUGCGCGGAACAUCCCUUCUAUUCCCGAUAUCCAAGGGCGACUGACCUACGUUUCCUCUGUCAAGACCCUCGAGGAGGCCAAACGCCUCAAGAACGUCUGGUACAUGCGUAUGCCCGUCGAAGGGUUCGGCACCCUCGAAUUUGGCGCCUUCAAUGACAUCUCGCGCAUCGGGUACGACGCUGGUUCCAAGAUGCUCGACGACUGGGCCGCAGAGGGCAAGCUCCCCGCGGGCAGCGGGGUAGCGGGCGGUGCGUGGGACGAUGGUGAGGGUGGGGGAGUACCUGGCGUCGGACGUGAUCGAGCGGGUAAGAGGGGAGGGAUGAGCGCGCGCAGGAAUAGCGUGUAGCCGGGCGUGCUCGCAAAAUCCUUAUCUCGGCGCCUUGUGAUGUGAUUCUGCAUCUCCUUCUAAUCUAGUCGAGCCGCCUGGCUACCUGUGAGGCCGGCCUUCGCGUGGCGCGUGGUAGACUCGGCGGCGCUGCGCUCGCUCCCUCCCCCCUCGGCAGAUGCCGGGAAUACCGUAGACGCGGCGGGCGUGUCGUACGAUCGAAUGACCGACUUUG